Molecule: messenger RNA, 284 nt
Organism: Blastocystis hominis
Lineage: Eukaryota; Bigyra; Opalinata; Blastocystidae
Exons: 2
Coding region: 1-258 (85 amino acids)
Source: RefSeq, a predicted model, not a curated record
AUGAAAACACUGGCUCAGCGAUCCCUAGCGGCAGUUCGAAAGGUGAAUAAAAACUGGAAGGUGAGUAUUUGUGCUGAACCGAUGAUGGAGUUAAUUCGAUGCAUGGACAUGAAUAAUUCGGACACUACACUUUGCAGAGAGGCGAUCCGAAUCAUGGAGCUUUGUACCUCGGGAGCUAUCAUGCAAACUAGUAAGAUGACCGAUCACGUUUAUUCCAAUCCCGCUUUGCUGAAUGAGUUAUUGCGUCGUGCAAAGUGAUUUCCUUUAUGCAUUUUCAGUGUAUU